Messenger RNA from Ramularia collo-cygni, 1047 nucleotides. Its product is annotated as related to Structure-specific endonuclease subunit slx1. The record is from RefSeq and is a predicted model, not a curated record. Gene Ontology annotation, molecular function: crossover junction DNA endonuclease activity; 5'-flap endonuclease activity. Gene Ontology annotation, cellular component: Slx1-Slx4 complex. NCBI's taxonomy places the organism in Eukaryota, Fungi, Ascomycota, Dothideomycetes, Mycosphaerellales, Mycosphaerellaceae. Gene Ontology annotation, biological process: double-strand break repair via homologous recombination. The transcript is spliced from 2 exons. The coding region runs from base 1 to 1047 and encodes 348 amino acids.
AUGGAGAAAGGCAUACCACCGAUCCCAGCGCUCUAUGCAUGCUAUCUACUGCGCUCUAUAGCGCGACACUCUUCGACUUAUAUCGGCUCUACGCCUAAUCCACCGCGUCGUCUCAAGCAGCACAAUGGAGAAUCCAAAGGUGGAGCUGUUCGCACAUCAAGGGACACGCUUCGCCCGUGGGAGAUGACAUGUCUUGUGACGGGUUUCCCAAGCAAGAUCGCUGCUCUGCAAUUCGAGUGGGCAUGGCAGAACCCAAAUCUAACCCGACACAUAUCCCCAAGCUCUCGUAUAACACAAACAAAGCAGACUUCUCGGAUUUCUCCCAGAACUGGCAAAGUCCGAAAGCGUGCUGCGCGGCCUCGAUUAUGCUUGACGGACCGAUUGGCAAAUCUUCAUCUCCUCUUGCGGGCGACCAGCUUUGAGAGAUGGCCGCUCAAAGUCACCUUCUUCUCGGAGGAUGUUCAUCGAAUGUGGCUCAGAUGGACAACGCAGCAGUUUGAGAAGCUCAGGCCCUGGAUCGACAUUACUAUGGAUGAGUCUAGCUGUGCUCCCAAGAAAGGUCAGACCGAAGCCGUCCCGUCGGAUCCAAGUCCUAAAGGUAUUCAUGCGCUGGAUCUUGGCUACACUGGUCUGAAACCACAAAUUGAGAAAUGCCGUGAGCUGUUUGACGUGCACAGGAGCGUCGAGUGCUCAAUAUGCUGCAAAGAGACCCCUAGCACGGGCUUUGGCACUCUGGUCUGCCCUCAUGAAGGCUGCAGAUCGGUCUCGCAUUUGCAGUGUCUCGCGUCUUCCUUUCUCAAGGCUGAAGGAGCAAGCGCGAACGGKGCUAUUGUCCCCACGAGCGGCAGCUGUCCAACAUGCAACACAAAGCUCAUGUGGAUUGACCUMGUGAGAGAUCUCAGCUUGCGAAUGCGCGGGGAGAAAGAGAUCAAGGCUAUCUACAAACCCAAACGCGCGAAAAAAGGCGCGGCCGCUGUAGAUGAUGAUUCGGAGCCCGUCUCCGAUGACGAUGUGCCGGACAAUGUGCUACUAGAAGAGGACGGGUAG